AGUCAGUAUUAUCAUUGCAGUUCAGGGAAUUUGAAAUUGAAAGCGAGUUCAGUUAAGAGACGAUUGAGCUGCGCUCUAGACGUCAGCUUAAAAUGGAAAACCCAGCGGAAAGUGACUAUCAGGGUAGAAACCACAGAAUUCCAACUCCUCCUCCUAUUCCACAAACAUCGCAGAUAGCUCAGCCUUCCAUCCAACGACAGUUUGUGAGUCGUGCAAAUUGCCACAAGUGUCGGAAGAAAGACGCCCAGCGUUCUAUGAGUUAUGAAGACUACCAGAGAUGGAGUGCCCAUAGAGGAUGUGUCGUAAGAUACUGCGAAGAAUGUUCGCUCAAAAUUCGCUGCAAAGUCGGAACAACGAAGCAAAAAACAUAAAAACUGAUAUUUGAAAUGUACGCAGUUAUCAAAUUAUUAAAUUCAUUCGAAUGCAAACUGUGUUGCAGUUUAAAACUGAUAAAGGAGUGACGUCAUUCGCGCCAUUCAUAUGUACAAGCGUAUAUAUGUAGUAAUUUUGAAUUGCUCUGAUUAUGUGUAUGUUGCGUUGACUUCAAGAGAAUUCCAUGAGUCACCCAAUUGCAACAUGCAACCGGCAGUCGAACCGAAUUGCACCGCGAAUAGAUAGUAGAAGCUUGGAGCUCCCAGUGAAAUGUCCACAGAUUCUAGCUGUCCCAACUGCGAUUCGCAUUCCAUGAGGCGGAGAAAUCGCCUGGCUAUCUCGCGAUUAAAGAAGAUUAAGAUGGAUAUUUGUGCCCUGUGCUGCGGUCGCCGAUAUUGUGGAGUCGGCAUUUACGAAUCCUACUACAAAUGCAGUUCCUGUGGCUGGAAAGGCGAUCCUAACCGAUCCCACUAAGAUGGCAUAGGAAUCUCAUUCAGAAAUAAAAAGUAAAUCGAUUUCAAUGAAUUUUAUAGUCAGCUGUUGCAUUUCUGUUUACCACAGAGUGAAGAUGGAAUAUAUACAAAAGCUUUCGAGCUUUUGAAAUGCACUUUACAAAAUUCCAAAGCAGUGGAAUAAGUUCUAAAAAAUAAAAUACGUAUUUAUUUUCCCAGAUGUCUGGAGGAUUUCUUAUAAAAACCGAUAAUUAUUUCGCUUCCUAAAGUCUUGUAUCCAUAUCAAAGUUCACGUUUUAAUGAUUUACAAAUAAUUAUAAAUUACAAUAACAAUCAUAAUUUACACCCAAAAUACUUAAUGGAGGCCGCCUAAUUGCAAAUCCAAAAACGAAUGAGCUCGGUUUAUAAUAAUAAUUUAAGAUAAAAAUAAUGCUUAAGUGAUUUCAUUGUCGUCAUCUUGGAUUAUACGAUGUACGAGAAAUACACUUGGGAAUAGCUUGUUGAUAACAGUGGGGCCUUAUCAGUUCAGCUUGGACUCGUUCCUAGAAUUCGGGAGUACAGUUUUGAGGCUCAAUUAAUAGCCGAUUGGUUGAGCUUAGUUCUGAAAAGAUGUUGCCCAAGAGCACACCAGCAUUCAAAGGACGGUCCUCGGAGGUUUACAGAAGUUUAUCCGAACCAAAGGAUACCAGUCCGAGUGCUGGAGCGAAAGAUACGUCCCAAGUAUGUCUACAUUCCGAGGACUUCAAGCUGUCUUGGAGCCAAAGAUUUUGGUUAAAUAUGCGGUCCUUUUGUUGCUGCGGACAACCGAUAAAUAAAAAUGUUGGUGAUAAUUUGGACGAGUAAUGCAAAUUCUAAAGACUGCUGAUCUAUUAAAUUGAUUAAAUGUAAUGUAUGUAGAACAUUAUUAAUAAAAUGAUUAAAUAAAGUGCGGUACUGCUCUCAGCUAAUCA
Messenger RNA from Drosophila simulans, 1774 nucleotides. RefSeq lists its product as uncharacterized. NCBI's taxonomy places the organism in Eukaryota, Metazoa, Arthropoda, Insecta, Diptera, Drosophilidae. The transcript is spliced from 4 exons. The record is from RefSeq and is a predicted model, not a curated record. Bases 643 to 846 code for a protein of 67 amino acids.